GCUAGAUAGGAUUGACAGACUAUAAAAAGAUAAGUGGGUAACAGGUAGUCGAGAUAAAAAUACCUAUAAUGGAUCUUAUCUGACCAUUUGACCGGUUGGACACAUUUUACACUCGAUUCGCCAGUGGGCCUGGGCAAAAAUACUUUGGAGGCGACUUUGGCUGUAACAAUAUAUAUUUAAAAAAAUACCUUAAACUGUAAAUACUAUUGCGGAACGUUUGAAUCUUAAUAUUACUUUAGCACUUGUAUAACUGAUACACAUAUCCGUAGAUAGAAGCGUCUUUGGAGCUCCUUGUACUGUAACUUUACUUAUGGCGCCCGAAGAUCCCAUCGUUUUGACAAAUACAGGAAUUGUGAAUCAAGUAGGACGACUAGCAAGUGGAAACGAGAAGGACAGUCCGUUGGAAAGUAAAAUCAAGAUUACACUUGCUGAAUCUCACUUAUGGCGAAAAUUUAACAGUGCAACAAACGAAAUGAUUGUUACAAAGAGUGGAAGGCGUAUGUUCCCAGUCCUAUCUGUCUCAAUAAAUUGUUUAGACCCAAAGGCCAUGUACUCCGUAAUAGUGGACUUCGAGCCAACUAACGGAACACGAUGGAAGUAUUUAAAUGGCGAAUGGGUAUCAAGCGGUAAGCAAGAGACCAUCGCAACGAGUUGUUCGUACGUUCAUCCGGAUUCGCCAAACUUUGGCUCGCACUGGAUGAGUAAGACAGUCUCGUUCACUAAAGUGAAGUUAACGAAUAAAGACAGUAGCGAUGGGCAGAUAAUGUUACAGUCACUACGUAAGUACCGUCCACGGAUCCAUGUCGUAAAAGUUGGAUGUUCCGAGAAGCAAAAAAGACUGACAGCUCAAUCCUUCCCGGAAACAGAAUUUAUUGCCGUCACCGCUUACCAAAACGAAGAGAUUACUCAACUUAAAAUUAAACACAAUCCAUUUGCCAAAGCCUUCCUCGACAUUAAGGAACGAAGCGACGAUUUCUACCAAGAAAAUCCACCGUUACCAUAUUCACAUAUGAGCGGGUGGAUUCUCUCGGCACCAAGCUCUCUGUACGCUUCGGGUUCACCAUUUAAACCAGCUUUGCGGCUUUCGCACCCAAGCUGCGACACAUUCAAUGGUUUAAGAAGUCAUAGAACAUCACCGUACCCGAAACCCACGUGCAGGCAGAUCAAACAUUCAUCACCAGGGCACAGUUAUUCAGAGUCAUCCCAUCCGAUACAUCCCGCGAGUGACUGGUCUAGCAUUCCAACUCAUACUCCCGUAACAGCACCACCAUGUACUCAGUAUCCCCCUACCUGGCAGUCAGUCGGUAGUCAUUCGAGUGUCCCGCCCAUCGUCCCUUCUAACAACGACCCGGUGUCGUCCGCUUUCCGAAUGAGUAGAUCGUCUCCGACAAUUUCGUUAACGCCAACAACAUUCUCAGCAUCAACGUUUGAUACGACACCUACAUUAUCACCGGUAACACAGUGCUCUAUUCAUCAAGAUAAUUUCAACGAUGUUCAGGGUUUUCUCCGGGGUCAGUUACCGUAUCACCCGGCGACGACUUUUCAUCCAAAUUAUUCGCAGUUUAAUUAUGGAGGAAUAAAUAUGCAAUAAAAUUAAUUAAUUUUGUUUAAUAUAUAAAAACAAUAUAAUCAUGAUAAUAAAUAAUAUUAUAAUAUUGUUGUUUAUUACGAAAUUGUGAUCCAGUGAUUGUGAUAAAAGUUACUUAUUUCUUGUAUAUUAAACUUGGAACAUUUAUACAAGUUGAUAUUAGUUGAACUUCAAGCGGGUCUUAAUAAUUUUGAAGUGCACUGGUAGUCACUUAAUUAUAUAUAUUGAACCAUCAUUUAAAUAUUACCUUAUGCAAUGUUAACUUACAUUAUAAUUUAGAUUUUAUAUUAUGGACCAGGGUAUUGAUAAUUCAAUGUGUUCUAUUCACAAACACUCAGGUAAUUUACGGUGCAAACGGUUUGUAACAAAUAUAUAUAUGUUUAUAAUACUAAAUUGCUGAAGAAUUAUAUAAAAUACGAUACUUAGGUUUUGCAAAAGUUUGAUUAAAGUAAAAUAUGUUUAUCAUUUAUUACGUCAUAUUUUAUUGUUUACCUUUUUUGCUUUUAUAAACCAAAAACCGUGCUUGACGUGUGUAUUGGUCAUUUUGUGUGAUUAAUUGGUGAGGAGGGGGGUCUAUAUUUUUCAAGUAAAUCCUAAAAAUUGAAAAAAAGAGGAGUGAAAAAUAAUUACAGGGCUCACUCCAAAAGAGUGAAAUAAAGAGUGAAAACGAGUGUGAUUUCAUUCUGAGAGUGUAUUUGACGAAUUUUUCACUAUAUUAAUAAUAAAAAUCACUCAUAAUUGAAUUUCAUUCACGAAAGAGUGAAAUUGCACUUACAGAGUUCCAGUAUGUAAUUUACGAUUUGAAGACGGAACUAUCUUUAUAUUUUGGAAAAAAAAAACUGAUGUAUAUUUACGUUUAUGUUAUUUGUUUCUCUGUAAAAAUAUGUAAAUGAGAAUAAACCGAAUGGUGUUUACAAAUUCUGAAGGAUUGUUUUGUUUUACAUAUUUAUUGAGCAUAAAAAUUCAUUACACAACACACUUAACCACUAAUGAUACAUAACAGAAUAGUAAAUAUUCAAAUAGACCGAUUGUCAUAUAAAGCAUAAUAUAUAGAGUUGUAUUUAUUUAUAUUUAAUAUUUAUAAACUCAAGAAGCAACUGAAUUAAAAUUCUAGCUGCAUAAAACAUCAAUGAAUAUAUGAAUCGCCUCUUUGGCAGUCAACCUUAAGGCAUAACUGAAAAUAGAUGAAUAAAUUAGUGUCAUGAUGCAAUAAACCUAUUUGUGUAUUUACUGUGAAUGAUGUUGUAUUUUAAUUCCCAAUUUUAUUCGGUUUAGCCUCUAUUAGGGACAGUUUUAUUGGUUCCGAAAGUGCAGCCUUAAAAGGAUUAAAACUGUCUCACAUUAACACAAAUUCGAUAUGUACAGUUAUGGACUACAAUAACUUGCUAUAAUUAUUGACUGGAACCAUGAUGCUCUCAGCAAAAAGUUUUAGUCUAGCGUGAGGAGAAGAAGUGAACCUGUUUUGAACUAACUAAGCAUCCUGGUAUUUUGUAGGAUACGAAUAAAUAGGAUUUCGAUUUAGAAACCGCCCAUCUUAACCACCACACCACAUUCUUGAGAAGACAUUCAAAGUCACGCCAUUUCAUGAGACACUGCCUCACUAGAGUAAUUCCUCUUUUGAUGUAGAUCCUAAAACUAAAGUAACUUCCAUUAAAAACACAGUUCAACAUUCAUGUUUUGAACCACUCGUUUUUCAGAAACGAUUAAAAAAAUAGAAACACUAAAAAGGUUAUUGUCACAGCGGUCAUCUUUAAUAUAUCUAUGCCAGAACAAAAACAAAGUUUUAACCAAUUCUAUACUAAGCUUCACAAAAUACGUCUGUCACACAAUACGACGUUUGUUUUUAGUUUUUCUGUUUGAUUUUUACCAAACGCUGUUGCCUGGAGUAAACAGACCAUUAUAGGAAAGGAAUACAGUACCUCUUUUCCAAAACAAAGUAGGCCUACUUGGACUUGGUCACUUUGUCGGCUUCAUAAUGAAAGGCCGCCGACAAUAGUGUAAAAGUGUAAGAGAUUAGCUCGUUACCUUUAAUGAAUUUCUACUUUGUGUCUGUCGUUGUCAAGGAAAUAAUUAAUUUGACUGUAUUGUUCGGGACAAUAUAUCGAAAAGUUACCAUUUCCGAAUUGAGGUGGAGGUCAUUGUUGAGGGAUCUUUUGAUCUGAAUAGAAAGUAGAAAACAAGCAGGCUGAAAUGUAAACUGGAGCCAGGAUGUAACAGUGCAUGUAUUGGAGAAACAGACAUCAAUGGUCAGUGCUAUUUUAUGAGGUUGUUUUUGGUAUUUUGACCUAUGAUGAAGUCAGUCUCACCUGUGACGUAAUAGACCAUUAUAUGGUGUCAUCAACCCGUCAUAUCUGCGGUAUGUCUCUACAAACUACAAUAUUUCAUUGACGAUCAUCAUAAAAGUUGUGAUACCGAACCAUUGAUUAUGAUUUAAUAGAGGGAAAAUAAUAACGUUUUUAUCGCAAUUGUGUUUUUUCGAUAGGCUAUACUUUUUCACCAUAAAUAAACCUGAAUUUUAACAGCAAAAUACACUUGUUUUAUAUUAGCCUAUGUAAUAUUCAUUAAUUAUAAUUAUCCUUAUUA
Molecule: messenger RNA, 4171 nt
Organism: Anneissia japonica
Lineage: Eukaryota; Metazoa; Echinodermata; Crinoidea; Comatulida; Comatulidae
Product: T-box transcription factor T homolog 1-like
Exons: 6
Coding region: 311-1591 (426 amino acids)
Biological process (GO): regulation of transcription by RNA polymerase II; positive regulation of DNA-templated transcription; mesoderm formation
Cellular component (GO): nucleus
Molecular function (GO): RNA polymerase II cis-regulatory region sequence-specific DNA binding; DNA-binding transcription factor activity, RNA polymerase II-specific
Source: RefSeq, a predicted model, not a curated record